GAGACGUCGUAUAGGACGGACGUCGCUCGAACAUUGGAAAUACAUUCGCGAGUGUCGAGACUUAGAAUGAUCGGUUUCGUGAUCCGCGUCUUAGUUAGGUAGUAACGUGCGAUGCGCGGUUUGCGCGAUGUUAGCGUACGUGGUCGUGGUACUGACAGUGCUGGACGUCUGUGUACCACUGUAUCAUCACCAGUUCGCUGUGUUCGUCCCCGGUGGGCCGGAGAAGGCCCACGAAUUGGCGCAUAGACAUGGGUUCAUUAAUCACGGGGAGAUUGGAAACCUGAAGCACUACUUUCUUCUAUCGCACCCACAUAUAAGUAAGAGGUCACCGAAUGCCAGCAUCGACCAUUACAACAGACUCAAAAAUGACCCACAGGUGAGAUGGGUGAUGCAGCAGCGCGAGUUGCGGCGCUCGAAGCGCGACCACGCGUGGCCGCGACACGUCAUGCGCCAGUCCAGCGCGCCCGCCUUCCCCGACCCACUGUUUAAAGAACAGUGGUAUUUGAAUGGAGGUGCCGCAGACGGUCUGGAUAUGAACGUUGGUUAUGCCUGGAGGAAAGGGUACACAGGCAAAGGCGUAGUCAUCACAAUCUUAGACGAUGGUAUCCAACCGAACCAUCCCGAUUUAUCACAGAAUUAUGAUCCUGCAGCAUCGACGGACAUAAAUGGGAACGACACGGACCCGACACCGCAGGACAAUGGCGACAAUAAACACGGCACCCGGUGCGCGGGCGAGGUGGCUGCGGUCGCCUACAAUAGAUACUGCGGCGUCGGGAUAGCUUACAACGCCAGCAUUGGAGGAGUCAGGAUGCUCGACGGCCUUGUUAACGACGCAGUGGAAGCUCAAGCGCUCGGAUUUAACCCCCAUCACAUAGAUAUCUAUAGCGCGUCGUGGGGGCCCGAGGACGACGGAAAAACAGUCGACGGCCCCGGUCCUUUAGCUAGAAGGGCGUUUAUAAAUGGAGUGACGAACGGAAGAGGUGGGAAGGGAUCUAUUUUUAUAUGGGCGUCGGGAAACGGCGGCAGGCAUACGGAUUCCUGCAAUUGUGAUGGCUAUGCGAAUAGUAUAUUUACUAUUUCUAUUUCUAGUGCAACUCAAGGUGGAUAUAAACCUUGGUAUUUAGAAGAAUGUUCUUCAACCAUAGCUUCGACUUAUAGUUCGGGCACACCAGGCCGAGACAAAAGCGUUACUACCGUGGACAUGGACGUGCAAUUAAGACCUGAUCAUAUUUGUACAGUAGACCACACAGGGACCUCAGCAUCAGCACCAUUAGCAGCGGGAAUUUGUGCAUUAGCCAUAGAAGCAAACUCGUUACUAACGUGGAGAGAUAUGCAACACCUAGUCGUUAUGACGUCUCGGUCACAACCUUUAGAAAAGGAAGAAGGGUGGAUCGUUAAUGGCGUAAAAAGAAAAGUAAGUCACAAGUUCGGCUACGGACUAAUGGAUGCCGCUCAGAUGGUAACAUUAGCCGAACAAUGGACAAACGUACCUCCUCAGCACAUUUGUAAGUCCCAAGAAAUAAACGAGGACAAGUCUAUUGAAACAUCUUUCGGUUAUACGAUAUCAGUGCACAUGGAUGUGAAUGGGUGCAGCGGGACGAUGAACGAGGUCAGAUUUUUGGAACACGUUCAAUGUAAAAUUUCACUGAGCUUUUUCCCUAGAGGAAAUUUACGGAUAUUGCUUACGUCGCCAAUGGGGACGACUUCCACCCUUUUAUUUGAGAGGACGCAUGACGCAACGAGCUCUAACUUCGACGAUUGGCCGUUUUUAAGUGUCCAUUUUUGGGGAGAAAGUGCCGAAGGGCGUUGGACCCUUCAGAUAUUAAACGCCGGUAAUAUCCACGUCACUCAACCGGGUAUAUUGAAAAAGUGGCAAUUAAUAUUCUACGGUACAGCAACGAAUCCGAUACGAUUACGAAAUAAAAGCUAUUUUAAUUCAAACAGUGUUUACCAAGAGGAAAAGGCUUAUCAUAUUAACGAUGUUUACGACGCUUCAGAAUACUCACAAUUUCUUAACGAAAUCGAACUCGGCAUUUCUGAUAGACACAAUUACCCCAAAAACAUUCCUUCCGCGCAACGCAAAAAUGUUUUGGCAGAUGCCAACGAUAAACAAGUGAAAAGACUGUGCGAUCCGGAAUGUGAUUCGCAAGGUUGUUAUGGGAAGGGGCCAACUCAGUGUGUUGCUUGCAAGCAUUAUCGUUUAGAUAACACAUGUGUGUCGCGAUGUCCCCCGAGGAGCUUCGUUAACCAAGGCGGAGUUUGUUGGCCGUGCCACGAGUCGUGUGAGACGUGCGCGGGAGCGGGGCAGGACUCGUGUCUCACUUGUGCCCCGGCACACUUAUUGGUAGUCGAUUUAGCUGUUUGUUUGCAACAAUGCCCAGACGGAUAUUACGAGGACCCCGACGCUAAUGCGUGCUUCCCAUGUGCAGAGCAUUGCGAUACGUGCUCUGAAAAAGCAGAUAUGUGCUCGUCGUGUGCGCACAAUUAUGUUCUGUACAAUGGCUCGUGUUUAGCGGCUUGCCCCCCGGGAACUUAUCAAAAGGAUGAUUUAGGAUGCAUGCCAUGUCAUGAAACGUGUGAAUCUUGUCACGGUCCCAGCCAAAAUGCGUGCGUUUCGUGUCGCAUUGGUGAUUACGCAUUCAAGAAUCGCUGCGUACCAAAAUGCCCCUCAGGAUAUUACGCCGACGUUCAAAGAAGAGAAUGUUUGCCGUGUCCAAUUGGCUGUUCGGUCUGCACGUGUGCCAUUUGCUCAGUUUGCCAAGAAAAAUGGAUUCUUACGAAAAGUGGAACUUGUCUACCCAUCGGCAAUGAUAAAUGUGAUAGUAGUGAGUAUUUCGAGGUGGGGAGAUGUAAAAAUUGCCAUUCAACUUGUGAGAAAUGUAGCGGAUCGAACGAGUGGGACUGUUUGUCUUGUUCGAGUCCUCUGUUGUUACAAGGAUCGAGGUGCGUUGCGGAGUGUGGACAAGGGUAUUACCAAACAGCAGGAAGAUGCUCCCUAUGUCCGCACACUUGUAAAAGUUGUGUGUCAAGAUUGAACUGCACUUUGUGUGCUGGUGCCUUACGCUUGCAGUCUGGGACGUGCAGAGCCACCUGUGCUCCGGGCUACUACCCGGACGAGGGAACUUGUUCUAAGUGUUAUUUGUCUUGUGAGACAUGUACAGGGCCUAGAAGGGAUCAGUGUGCUUCUUGCCCACCGGACUGGAGGCUAGCAGCUGGUGAAUGUCGGCCUGAGUGUCCGCAGAAUUUCUUUCCGUGGGAGAAGAGUUGUCGCCGCUGUCAUCACUACUGCCAGGACUGCCACGGCGCGGGCCCCCAGCGGUGCACGUCCUGCCCACCGCACUUCUCGUUAGAGAACGGUUUAUGCGUGGAGUGCCUUAGUUCUCAGUACUACGAGCUGCGGACGAGGACGUGCCGUCCAUGCCACGACUCGUGCAGGUCGUGCUCGGGGCCCGGCCCCACCAGCUGUGUGACGUGUGCUCAUCCCCUACGUUUAGAUAGAGUGAACCACAAAUGUUUGCCUUGCUGCACCGAGAGCAUCGCAUCGAUUUACGUAAAUAACAAUCAGACAGAUUGCUGUCACUGUGAUAAGGAUAUAGGAGGUUGCUUAAACGGAUCUUCAGCGGGUAAGCGACGAAUAGCUGAGAACAUACGCACGCACAUAACUGCGUCGUUCUUUAUCGAAGAGUCCAAAGAUGCUACUAAUCUUCUAGAACGAAACUCCGUGGUGGUGUGGACUGUGGGAGCUAUUCUCUUGGCUGCAGUCGCUGUGGUCAUCGCUGUAAAGUUAAAAUCAAGCAAGUAUAAGUAUCGGACUAUUUACCCGAAGACGGAGUACUCCCAACUGACCACAAUCGACGAAGACUUGAUAGCUCUGACGUCAUCAACGACUUUGAAAGCCGUUGAUAGUGUGCUAAUACAAACUAAAAGUGAACUUGAAGAACCCACAUAGCAAUAUGAACCUUCAAGCCAAUGUAAUUAGAGUAUAUUAUACACUGCAGACUGAUAUCUGGUAGUUCCAAUAUACGAUUAUGUAAAUAGUUGGAGUAACGGCUAUUACCUAACUAUAGUGUAGUUAUUUUAUGAUUUAAACGAGGUUAAUGAUAAAACAGUUUUGUUGAUCUCGAACUCCAAUACUAUUUUAGUAUAAAUUAUCGAAUUACUAAAAUAAUAUCGAGUGUACUGUAUGUAUUUUUAAAAGGAAUAUUUAUUUUGAAAUGCAAUAAUACAUUACAAUUGACAUAUACCAAAUCAUGCAGAUAAUGAAUAAAUGCUUGUUGGAAUAAAAACUUUUUAUAACUAAUUUAUUUUUAAAGUUAGCUGACGGUCGCUUUUUCCUCAAUGUUUAAUCUCAAGUAACGACCUAAGACGCUUGGAAUCAUACAAAAUUUGGUUUAAUUUUCACUGAGUAAAGUAAACAUUUUUAAAGUAUUUUCGAGCACCAUGUCAGGAAUCCAUGUAAAAAUUAAGUAAAGAACAUUGCCUUUUCCUCAUUUAUGCCUGAUUUUAUUACUGAACAAGUCGCUUACUAUGAGCUCUUAAAGUAUUAAACCUACCGUAGAGUGAGCAAGAUGGCAAUAUAUCUGAUGAAUAGCGCCGUCUUGCUUCCACAGCAACACCAGUCCUACUUUAAGAGCUCACGGUACAGGCACAAGACCAUGUUAUUGCAUUUCUUGUAUAAAAACUAAGUUUAACAUUCCUAUGCAAAUGAAUGCAAUUCAUCUCGCAUAUGAAGUACAUAAUUGUAUUUUUAAUUAGUUCGUGUAGUCAUGUCGGAUGUCAGAAUUUCAAUUAUUUAUCAGGGUGAAGCACAAUUGUCUGUCACUCAUAUAGACAUACAUACAUGAAUAACAUACAAAAAAAAUCAGGUUAUUUGUAAUUAAAAAUACAUGAUGAAACUAUCUCAUCGUAUUUGUAAUUUCAGUAAAGUUAAUUUCAAAAUUAUUGUAAAUAAUUAGUUGUUUAAAAUUCUACACCUGUAAAGAUGCAGAAAAUAAUUGCUUGCUUCACCCUGUACAUGUAACUCAAUGCAUAUUAUAUACGUAAUAACAAUUUCAGGUAGAGAAACGUUUUUGCACUGUGUGUAACGAAAAUUCCUAAAGACCAAUAUUACAUUGAAUCGGAAUGCGUAUUCAACAUUGAUUUGUGAUAGGGGAACAAAGAAAAAGACGGUAAAGAUAAGUGGUUUGGGUUGAAAUUGAACAUUCAAUUAGAUGAUCCGAAAGGAGAUAUGGAGGAAUGUACUCGCGCAGUAACCGGUUUAUUUCUGCCUUUGGGUCGUUUCAGACCGGCGAUUUAGGCGCGUAGAAAGUCGUUUCUGAAGGACAAAAUAGGACGUUAUAGGACGCGUAUAAGUGUGAGUCUUGAAGCACACUUAACUUGUGCAAGUUUUGACCUGCUUAUAGGCAGUUGCCUCGAAAGGUGCUAGUCAUGUUCAUUUCGUGCCUAUAAUACUAUCUUAUUAUUCAAUCGAUGUGGCCCAUGUAUUGGCAUAAUUGCGGCGUCAUUGGUGCAAGUGACUUGCCGCCAUUUGUUUGACAAAACAAAGUGCGCGGUUUCACAAAAAACAACGCCAGUCUGAAACCGCUUUAAGAGGGGUUUUGGUCUAAAUAAUUUAUUUGUUUGUACCGGAUUUAUUAUCAUGACCAAUGAAAUCAUAUUUUAUUUGAAAGAUCCUCUAAUAAAUGUUAUACCUCUUCUCUUUUAUCAUUCAAAAUAAAAUCUUUAUAAUUUAAUUGCAUUCCUUUAGAUUUCGGUUUCUAGUUAUCCAACGAAAACAUGAUUUAACGUUCGCAAAAAUUCAAAACGAGAAUUUCUGUAAAACGAAAGCUACGGCCAGUUCCAGUGCUCUUAAAGAAAACAAAACAGAAUCGCCUGAUAAUAAAACCACGUCGACGUCGUGUCGUAAUUUUGUUUUGACAGAUUUCAGGUGAGUUUACCGUUAAUAAAAAUGAGUACUUGCUUUUAUGAGACUUUCCCGGAUUCUAUUUUGAUUCUGAUUUGAAAUUAUUAAGCUCGGUAUUAAAAUUGUAUGAACGUAUAAUUUUGGAGUGUACAACGUUCAGAAUAACUUUCUUGGCCGAAUAGACAUGCUACUUAAAGGUUUAAUCCCGUUUAUGAACGUAUUCAAUUAACGAAAAUGGAAAUUGCUUUAAUAAUCAGCACCCUACAAUUUCAUCAUCGAAAAAGUUCUAAACAUUUUAACAAUUUUUUUCAUCAAUGACACCUCUUCGGGAACUCAAUGAAAAAUAGAAUUGAAAUAAACGACAACCGCUCACACGUUAUCUUUAUCCGCCAAAAAAUUCUAAUCAUUGUUAUGAAAAGCAUUCGAUUAAUGUCACAUCGGUCUUAUAACGGACCAGUAUAUGUUAAUGGGACCCAAUUUCACAGCUUGAAGUCAAUGCUACACGUUUAAAAAUGUAACGUUAACAUAUCUACGUUUAUUUAUUUACGUUAUCAAUGAAUGUACUCUGUAAAUACGGUUCAAUUAUUACUGUAAUAGAAAUCGUUCGUGUAAAUAUGUAAAUAAUGACACUUGUAAAUAUAUCGAUGGUUUUUAUGACGGAUAAUUAAGUUGGUUGUUUUAUUUUUAAACCUGGUUUAUGGUUUGUGUAAGGGUAAAGGAAUUUAGUAACCUGAAUAAGUGAAGCCGUAGCCGAGCCGAAUCAUUUGGAUCAUUUCUACUUUUCAAAAUUAAUUUUUAAUCAGUAUAAAAAGGUUAAAAGUCUACAUUAACGAAUAUUAUCCUUGUCUCAUAGGGAGUUUCACGAUCAUGGUCAUAUUCACAAAGUCACCCAAACUCUGGUCACGCAUUCGUGGAUUACAAAGAUACUUGCCAUUAGUGGGGAUCGAAUCCG
Messenger RNA from Trichoplusia ni (cabbage looper), 6854 nucleotides. Its product is annotated as furin-like protease 2. The record is from RefSeq and is a predicted model, not a curated record. Gene Ontology annotation, biological process: protein processing. Lineage: Eukaryota; Metazoa; Arthropoda; Insecta; Lepidoptera; Noctuidae. The transcript is spliced from 12 exons. The coding region runs from base 128 to 3949 and encodes 1273 amino acids. Gene Ontology annotation, cellular component: trans-Golgi network; Golgi membrane. Gene Ontology annotation, molecular function: serine-type endopeptidase activity.